This is a messenger RNA of Triticum dicoccoides, 852 nucleotides long. RefSeq lists its product as uncharacterized. The record is from RefSeq and is a predicted model, not a curated record. Lineage: Eukaryota; Viridiplantae; Streptophyta; Magnoliopsida; Poales; Poaceae. The transcript has a single exon. The annotation marks the transcript as partial.
CUAAAGCACAAAGGUGGAGGUGCAACCCGUGCCAAGGAGCACCUUGGUUGGAUUGUAGGUAACGUGAGGAGCUGCCCAAAUGUGCCAAGAAAUGUGAGAGAUGCAAUGAGGGAGUGCCGGGAUGAAUCGAAGAGGAAGAAAAGAGAGAAACAAAAUAGCAGGCUGAGAAUUGAAAGAAAUAUUAUGGAAGGGCUGUAUCAACAAGGAGGGGUGAUUAACAUAAUAGAUGAUGAUGAAGAAGAAAUUCAGAUGAAUAUUAGAGAGGCAUUGCGUGACCCGAAUGUCUCCCGCAGAGUUGAUAGGAGGAUUGGCAAGGGGAGUGUGGGUGACGUGCGAGUUGCUGUUGGCAAAAGGAGUAUCACCGCAUAUUUUGACAAGCAAUUAUGCAGCAACAAAGUAUCUAUGCAGCCCAAGAUCAGUAGUGCUUUGGAUCCUAAUUCGAGAGAUGCACUUGGCCUAGCUUGGUCCAAGUUUUUUCAUGCCAAUGAUAUUGCUGGACGUAAAGCUGACUGUCCAUACUUCCGAGCUGCUUUGAAGAUCACUCAACAAUUAGGGCCUACUCCUAUACCAACCGCGAAGGAGAUUGAUGGAAAAUAUUUGGAUGCAAACUAUGAUGAAGCAACUUCGUUUCUUCAGAAAUUCAAACAAGAUUGGAAAAACUUCGGUGUGACCCUUAUGUGUGACUCUUGGACUGGUCCAACAGGAAUGAGUCUCAUAAACUUCAUGGUGUGUUGCAAUACACGAAUGUUCUUCCUCAAUACUAUUGAUGCAUCCGGUCAGACUCAGAAUUCAGGUUACUUCCUCCUCUUCUUCGCGUUUUACAUUCUUCUUGAAUACUUAGAGUUGUCCUAG